AUGGGAAGGCUACUUGGGCUGGAACUGUACAAUUUCAAGUCGUACCGCGGGGUCGUUAAAGUCGGGUUCGGUGAGUCGAAUUUCACGAGUAUUAUUGGGCCCAACGGGUCCGGGAAGUCCAACAUGAUGGACGCGAUCUCGUUCGUGUUGGGUGUGCGGUCGAGUUACCUGCGGUCCAGUGCCGUAGCGGAUUUGAUCUACAGAGGGGUCGUUCCAGAAGAGGAAGAUGACGGUGAGGGUGAGGGUGACGGUGACGCCCAUAGGGCGUACGUCUCCGCUUUCUACUCUAAGGGCCCACAGGAAUCUACCGUCGAGUUGAAAAGAACAAUUUCGAAAAAUGGCGACUCGACGUACCAGAUAGAUAGGCGGCAGGUCACUUACAAACAGUACUCGGAGUUUCUGGAGUCCCAAAACAUAUUGAUCAAGGCGAAGAAUUUUCUGGUGUUCCAGGGGGACGUCGAGCAAGUCGCAUCGCAAUCCCCUCUGCAACUUACAAAGUUGUUUGAGGAAGUGUCUGGGUCUGCACAGUACAAGAAGGAGUACGACUUGCUCAAGGAUCAACUGGAACAACUGAGCCAUUCGGCGACGGAGUCCAUAAAGGACAGAAGAAGAGUCCACAGCGAGUUGAAAUCGUACAGAGAGGGUGUUUCCAAGGAUGAGGAGUACAAGAAAAACUUGGAGAACAAGAAAGAACUAGAAAAGAUAUUUGCAAUGUGGAAACUGUACCACUUGCAAAUGGGUAAAGAUAAAUUGCUAGCAGAUAUGGCCAAUACAGAAUCGACAAUGAGUAAACUGAGGAAAGAAAUCAGGACAAGGGAGGCCACUUUACAGAAAUCGAAGGCCUCUUUCGCAAGUGAGACUGCAGCACUGCUGAAACUUAAGAAUAAAUUGGAUUACAAAGUUAGAGACAGGGAGAAGGUUUUGUCGGACAUAAGACUGAUAAAGCUACCUCAGCGGGCCACUGCGAACCGUAUUAGGAACAUCGAGAAAAGAAUUGAUCUGCUACAGAAUGAACUGCGCAGACAGGAGUCGUACGUAGCCAGAUUCGAAACACAACUGGAAGUGGCCACUAAAACGAAGGUUUCCUUUGAAGCAGAGCUGAAAAGAACUGCAGGUGACGAAAAUCGCUAUAGAUUGACAGACGCAGACCUUGCCCUGUACCAGGAGUUGAUGGGUAAGUAUCUCUCCGAGGGCAACGGUUCUACCAUCGAGGAAAAACUUGCCCUUUUGCUAAACGACAAGCAGGAAGUGGAUGACGAACUGGAUAGGUACUACAGAAUGACCGAUGUCGCCAAGUCGCGGAUAAACGAGGAACUACAAGUGAACCUGGAGAAAAUAGAGAUGCAGGCUACCGAGUUGUCCUCCUCAUUGAAUGAAAAGAACGCUCUCAACGCAGAGAACUUGAAGGAGUUGAAGAACUUGCAAUCAGAAAUCGAAUCAAGGGGCAAACAAGAGUACGACCUUAACUACAAACUGAGGGAAACCCUCGUGAAAAUUGACGAACUAAGUGCCAACCAAAGGGAAACCGUCAGAGAAAGGAAGCUAAGGGAAAAUGUGGUCUCUCUGAAGAGGCUGUUCCCAGGUGUGAAAGGUAUCGUCAGCGACCUGUGUCACCCAAAGAAGGAUAAAUACUCUGUGUCGGUCGCUACGGUCCUGGGGAAAAACUUCGACUCUGUGAUCGUGGAUAGUCUAUCUGUGGCCCAAGAGUGUAUCGCCUAUCUAAAAAAACAACGUGCCGGUGUCAUAUCAUUCAUCCCACUGGAUACUGUCGACUCAGCGGUGGCAACGUUGCCAAGCGUAAACAUCCAGGGGUAUUUGCUAGCCAAGAACGCAAUGGAGUACGAAUCGCAGUACGAACGGGCCAUAAACUAUGUGUGUGGCGAUGCAAUCAUCUGUGAUACACUGGACCUUGCGAAGAAACUGAAGUGGGACCACGGAUUCAAGAAUAAACUGAUAGCACUCGACGGUUCGUUGAUUCAUAGGGCCGGGCUAAUGACCGGUGGUAUAUCCAAAGAUGGUAACAACAGGUGGGAUAAAGAGGAAUACCAAAGUUUGAUGACUUUAAAAGACAAGAUCCUACAACAGAUUGAAGACACGGCUGCGUACGGCCGCUCAGCGUCCAUCCAGGCAAGAGAACUUGAGAGUAAUAUCUCUCUGCUGAACGCAGAAAUUGCAAGCAUCCGGACUCAAUUGACACAAAUAAACAGAUCCAUUGAGGAAAAUAAAGUCGAAAUAAACCAUCAAAUUCAUUUGGUGGACAAGGAGUAUUCCCCCAUGAUUCUUUCUCUGAAGAAAAAGAAAGAGUCAAUUUUGAAACAGUCUAAUGAAUUAACGGAGGAAAAGGACAGGGUUCAAGUUGUCAUUUUCAAAGCGUUCACUGAUAAGGUUGGAUUCAGCGUCAGGGACUACGAGAGUCAUUCCGGCGAGGUGAUGAGGCAAAACGCCAAAGAAUUGCAACAGCUGCAGAAGGAAAUAUUAACCGUGGAAAACAAGUUGCAAUUCGAAAGAGAAAGAUUAGAAUCGACAAGGGGGCGCUUGUUGAAGGCCGAAGAGGACAUCAAAAAAGCACAACUUGAACUCUCGUUGUUAGAAGAACAAGAAAAAAAAUACCAUACUCAAAUUAAACCGUUAGAGGAGGACAUUUGCUCCUUUGAGAAGCAAAUCGAGGAAAAGGAAACUGAAAUUGAGGGGAAGAAGCUCGAGAUAAACAACAAGGAAGAAUCCUUGAAUGAAGUUCAGUCGAGUGUCGAAGCUGUGAAGCGACAACACGAUGAGAUAAGUACAGAUAUCGAGAACCUUGACUUGGAGAGAAUUGGCAUCCUGCGUAAUUGCAAGAUUUCCAAUAGAGACCUUCCAAUCCUUUCUGAAACAAACUUGGCUGAUGUACCAAUUACCUCGAAUGAACAAGGAGAUGCUAUAAAAAUGUCGAACGAGAUUGAUAUCGACUACGAAGAGUUGCCCACGAAGUACAAAGAGAGCUCGUCCAAGCAAUUGGAAAAAGAAUUGACACGGAGCAUCGAGGAGGUGAACGAAAUGUUGGAGAUAUUGCAACCCAAUGCAAGAGCAGUUGGCAGAUUCGAUGAAGCUCAGGAGAGAUUCAACGCCAUUGACAACGAGACCGAGCGCUUGAAGUCCGAAGAGAGAAAAAUUUAUGCCCAAUUCCUAAAGACAAAGAAAAAACGGAAGGAAUUGUUUGACCGUGCCUUUGACUACGUGAGCACACACAUAGACGGAAUCUACCGAGAACUGACCAAGGACCCGAACUCCACGGCGGAGCUCGCGGGGGGUAGCGCCUCGCUCACGUUGGAGGACGAGGACGAGCCCUUCAACGCAGGAAUCAAAUACCACGCAACGCCUCCUUUAAAAAGAUUUAAGGAUAUGGAGUAUCUUUCCGGUGGUGAGAAGACCGUCGCCGCGCUCGCGCUGCUGUUUGCGAUAAACUCGUACCAACCGAGCCCAUUUUUCGUGCUCGACGAAAUCGAUGCAGCGCUGGAUAUCAAGAACGUCGAGAGAAUAGCAGCAUACAUCAGGAAACACGGUAAUCCAAGCUUACAGUUCAUCGUCAUCUCGCUGAAGAACUCCAUGUUCGAGAAAUCAGACGCCCUCGUCGGGGUCUACAGAAGACAGCAAGAGAACUCGUCACGGCUAGUCACCCUAGACCUGGGCAAGUACGCUGAUUGA
This is a messenger RNA of Huiozyma naganishii CBS 8797, 3681 nucleotides long. It is a transcript of the gene SMC1, whose product is annotated as cohesin subunit SMC1. Gene Ontology annotation, biological process: sister chromatid cohesion. The transcript has a single exon. The record is from RefSeq and is a predicted model, not a curated record. The coding region runs from base 1 to 3681 and encodes 1226 amino acids. Gene Ontology annotation, cellular component: cohesin complex; nucleus; chromosome. Gene Ontology annotation, molecular function: ATP hydrolysis activity; ATP binding; DNA binding. Lineage: Eukaryota; Fungi; Ascomycota; Saccharomycetes; Saccharomycetales; Saccharomycetaceae.